AAGUAAAUUUUCCAUUUCAAAUGCAAAAUCACGUAAUCAAAUAUGGCCUUUAAUAAGAAAAGUUGGCUCAGAACUAGCAAAGAAGACAUACACCCACAUUUAUAUAGUACAAUCCCUCCUAUUACAAACGAGUAUCGUCUGUGACAAGAACAAGUCCUAGUUUCACAGAACUUUAAUCUUUGUAACAUGUGAUUGAGAUUCGUAAAUUUUAACUAUGUGCUACAUAUGAAGACUGCCUUAGAGGGUCGUACCCCUCCAUCGCCCGUCCAGCUGCCGCUCCAGGUUUUGAUAAAUGCCAAACCCUCGUGGAUAUGAAGAGUUGUUGAACAUCUCAAGGCGUAAAACAAGGCAUGUUUUUCGCGACGAGGCAAAACAACGAUGUAGCCUUACCUACAUUGAUGUUAUGGCUAGGACUGAAGAAACUCGGUUUGGGCAGAUGAUUUUGGAUGAAUCUCAGGACUUCUAUAAAAAGCAGCAGCUGCGUGAACUUGCAAUGAUCAAUGGCACCCUUCGUGAUGAUGGUUCUCAAAUGUCUGGGUCCAUGUCCCCCUUUAACAGCCUUGGAAUGAAGAGGGCCAAAACCACAGUGUGAGUGAUAAUUCUUCCAUUAGAGGGAUUUGAAGUUCACUCAGCAUGCUGUUCUAGACCACUAGUAGGAAACAGUGUCAUUGCCGCAGUGGUUGCAGUGCAGCCCAUGCCUCCCAACCAUAAUUGGGGCGCCUGCGCAAUCAUCUAUAAGAUAAACGGUAUGGCGUGUGUGUAUUGGCUGGAGAUAUUCAGCUGGGAACAUCGCAAUAACAAACUAUUUGCUCGUGAUGGUUUUGCCCGCUCGAAUCUCCACUUCUUAGUUUCGUUGGAUCAACGGCUAUCCGCAUCUGG
This is a messenger RNA of Cuscuta campestris, 879 nucleotides long. The record is from the annotation of a GenBank genome assembly. Lineage: Eukaryota; Viridiplantae; Streptophyta; Magnoliopsida; Solanales; Convolvulaceae.